This is a messenger RNA of Rhopalosiphum maidis (corn leaf aphid), 549 nucleotides long. RefSeq lists its product as uncharacterized. The record is from RefSeq and is a predicted model, not a curated record. Bases 40 to 549 code for a protein of 169 amino acids. Lineage: Eukaryota; Metazoa; Arthropoda; Insecta; Hemiptera; Aphididae. The transcript is spliced from 12 exons.
CUCGUUCUUUUUAGUUCAGAUAAUCGUUAAGUUAUAACUAUGAUUAGUUAUAAAGUAUUAACAACAUUAACUGCGUUUUUAAUUAUAAGCUAUGGUUGUACUGCUAGUAAAGAAGAAGAUUAUACUAAAUGCUGUGCUGAAUUAAAGAGCGUUGAAUUUUCGGAUAGUAAUGGAUUUUUGAACGCCUGUAUUAUAAGGUCAUUUGAACAAGAAUCUGACUUUAUACGCCAUUUGGAAAAAAAAUUUCCUAAAGUUAAUUUAAGCGAAAAUAUAAUAGAAUUCGUACAAGAAAACUUUCUGUUAAUAUUAUGUGACGAUCUAUCAAGUCCACUUACAUUUUGUCAAUUACGUCAAUCGAAAGGCGACGUGGGAAAAGAAAUCAUAAAAAAGUGGCCAGAACCUGUACAAGAUUACCAUAAUUCUCUAAUAGAACGAUUUAAUAAAAUAAAUAAAAUAUUUGAUGAAGAAUUCUUGACUUCAAAAAUAUGGUGCAUGAAAAAAUGUAAUAUUACCGAAAAGGAUUUAAGCAGCAUGAAGAUAUUAGAAUAA